This is a messenger RNA of Closterium sp. NIES-67, 5123 nucleotides long. The record is from the annotation of a GenBank genome assembly. Lineage: Eukaryota; Viridiplantae; Streptophyta; Zygnematophyceae; Desmidiales; Closteriaceae.
GUCACCGCCAUUCACAUGGCCACCACGCUGCAAGUCUCAUCUUUCACGUUUCCGUAUUCACAUGGCCGUUUCACUGAACUUAGCCAGCACGCUUGCCAGCACGUUACCCAUUACCUCCAGGAAGCACAUCCGAUAUCCAAAACCGCAGCAGCGGCAGUAACCAUUUCUGUUCACCGGCUGAAACAAGUUGUUUCAGCAGCACGGACCUAGGGAGACUCGUGCGUGUGAGAAUCCCGCCCACCCAGAGCCUUUCCUGAAACGUACGAAAUAUUUUCACGCGUCGAAUCUCUCGUCCUAUCCGUACGACGCUGGUCGAGACCAGCCGAUCAAAAAGCAACCUUUGAAAUUCAGGUAUCAGUUUCCCGACGAAUACCGCGAGAAUACUAGUUCCGACUGCAGGUGAUAUUUGAGAACCCUCAAAAAGCACUCCGGGAGGAACAAGAGAUCCGAUUAGCUUCCUGACAUUUGUUCUGCCAGCUUUCUGACGCCAACUCUAGUGGGGACAGCGAUCGUGUAAGGAGUGUCGUCGAAUUGUCCAAGGGGGUUUCUUGUCUGCCAAACGGCAAACUCUACCGAGUUUCACGUCCUCAUCCCGCGGCUCGGAGCCACAAUGCCAGGAACAAUCUGCAUUCAGGUUCUGGAGUGCACCAACGUGCCAGGAAACCAAGGCGAUCAGCUCUCAGUACAAGUCUCGGUGGGGUCGAAAGUCUUCUCCACUUGCCAUCAAUCGUCUGUCAAAGCGUCGCUGGGAAAUGUUCUCCUACUACCCGCCUACAAUGCAGAGUUCUCCUUUCCGGUGCUCAACCUGGUUGACCCAGUGGUCGUCUCUCUCCUUGACUCUCAAGGAAACGUACUCAGUCAGACGUCCCUCAGGGUACCUGCUAUAGUGGAGAAGCGGUUCCGAGAUGAGAUGCUGACGUGGACCAAUGGCGCACGAGUGCAUGUGAAGUCGAGCUUCAUGCUGACAGGGACGGAGAAGGCCAGGAUCGCAUCCAUGGUGCGCAAGCAGGUCGAGUCGACCCAGCAAGCCAUGGGCGCACGAGGCAAUACGGAUGGUGUCACGGCAAAGUCAGAGGAACAGGCAGGGGAGGGAAGUGUGAAGAGAGAGGAGCAGGACGCCCGGGAGCAACAGGAGGAGGAGGAGGAGGGGAAUGAGGGGGUGAAGCAACAGAAAAGAGGGGAGGAGGAAGUGGGGUUGGAGGUGAUGUGCGCAUCUGACUCUGCUGCGCCUGAAAGAGGCACUUCUGAGACGCCUCAAAAAGGGGAAGUGGAGCAGGAAGAAGGGGAGGAGGUGGAGGCGGAAUUGAAGCGUAGGUCUGCCUCUGUCGCCACCUCUACCUCUGCCUCUGCCUCUGCCUCUGCCUCUGCCACACCGCCCACCAUUGUCACUCCUACCCUGCCUUCCCCUAACCGCUCCUCUCAUGCAGCUACCUCCAUGGCAUCACCAUCAGCAUCGUUAUUAUCAGCAUCACCAUCCGCACUUCGACAAGUCACGUCAUCGCCAUCAUCACCAUCGCCAUCAGCAGCAUCAUCAUCAGCAUCAGCGCGUGCACGAAUCUCGUUGUCCACGCUGGCACAAGUGGCCCAGGAGGACGGCUUUGUGGUUGAUAACGAGGCGCCUUGUAAGCGGGUCAGACGGCCUCGGGGUGCAACCCUCGGUGCACGGCACCUGGUGCUAGAGUGCUCAUCCGGAGGAGGUUUAGCAACGGGUGCUGCUGGUAAUGAUGGUUCUGCUGCUGGUGAUAGUGGCGGUGUCUCUCGUGCUGGCGAAUUCUGUCUUGGUCCGGGGGGUGAGGAGAGUGGAAGGGCAGGGGUAGGAGGAGCACACAGGCAGAGCUUGUUUAUGAGGAGAGCUGGAAGCAGCAGAGGGAGUCACUUGGGCCAGCACGAAUGGCUGAGGGAGGGGCUUACACAGGCACAAGCACGAGCACACCCCUCCACCUCCGCCUUCGAAUCGACUCAAAAGGGGGGGCGAACGCAAACACAAGCUCAGGUGUACCCUUCCCCAUCCACCACCAGUGCCAGCAGCAGCCCUUCCUGCAGCAGCCGCUGGCUCAGAGAACCCAGCAGCACUGGAGGCAGCAUAUUCGGAACCAGCAGCACUGGAGGCAGCAUAUUCGGAACCAGCAGCACUGGAGGCAGCAUAUUCGGCUCCCAUAACAGCUCUGGCAUUGGGAGUGCGGGCUCGCACUCUCCCAGCAAGGCAGGUACUGGCCCAACAAGGCCUGCACCUUGGGAGUGCAGGCUCGCACUCCCUCCCACUGCAGACUUGAAGUCCCAAGGCAAGGCAGGUUUGGAGACGGAGGAUGGAGGCAGUUCAGGCAGCAGAGGUGGUUCAGCCUUGGCCACAAGCCAGGAUGUGUUAUUUUCAAGCAGCAAUUGCGGCAGUGCUAGCAGCAGCCUGGGCGAUUUCCUCUUUGGUGCAACGCGCGAGGAGGCCCCCUCCUUCCCGCCCCGUAGGUUCAGUGACGUGGGGUCGCUGACUCAGCUGAUGAACACGUGGCAGCAGCACAGCGCUUCAGCGGCCAACUCAGCUGCCAGAUCAGCUGUCCGCCCAUCUGUCAGUGGCAGUGGCAACGGCUGUGGCAGCAGUAGUGCCUGUGCGGUGGCCGCCGCAAGUGCAGCUGCCAGUGGCAUUGGCAGUGGCAGUGGCCAAGGAGACGGCAGUGCUGCACCGACCUUGGGAAAGGAAGGAAAUAUCGAGAGCAAUGGGCGGAGACCCUCCACGUUCCCAGUGCCUGGUCGGUACAGCGAUGCCAUUGGGUGGCGGAGAGGCGUGGGAAGGGGCGUGUUGGGAGAGCAAGGAGUGGCUAUGGGAAGGAGGGAAGCCGCGGGGAGGGGGGAGAACCUGGGGAGGGGGGAGCACCUGGGGAGGGGGGAGCACCUGGGGAGGGGGGAGCACCUGGGGAGGGGGGAGCACCUGGGGAGGGGGGAGCACCUGGGGCAGCUGCUGCAGCGGUGGGCAGAGGACGAUAAGUUCUGGGAGGAGGUGCGGCGGCAGCGAGUCUUGGAGAAAGGCAAGGGGGCAGCGGCAGUUUCAGGAGAGUUAAAUGCACAAGCGGCACGGCCAGCAGGGACGGCAGGGACAGCAAGGCCAGCAGGGACGACAGGGACAGUAAGGCCGGCUAGGUCUGCAGGAGAGCUAGUGACAGCAGCAGCAGCAGCAGCAGCAGUGACGUCAUCACCAGUGACCAUGACACUAGAAGCCAAGCGAGCUGCCCCGUCAGCGUCUUUGUUGCCAUCAUUCUCACAUGGAGGGAUGCCAUCAGAACCCUCAGGUGGACGUUCAGAUGCACCCUCAGGUGCUCCCUCAGGUGCUCCCUCAGGUGCUCCCUCAGGUGCUCCCCCAGGUGCUUCCUCCGAUGCAUCGGCUUUGCGUGGUUACUGCAUGCAGAAGGGCCGAGGCAUGCAGAGCAGCAGCAACAGGAGUGACGGUAGUGUCAGUCACCCCAGCAGCAGCAUUGCCACUGAUGCUGCAACUUCCGGCCAGAGAGGGUCCCCUUAUAAGCAGUCUCAUUGUAGGAGCUCCCCUCUGAAGCGACGGCCGCGUGUGGAGCAUGGUGAUGGGAAACACAGCCCUCAAAGUAGCGGUGGCACUGGCAGUGGCUGGACCAGUGGUGGUAGGAACAGUGGUACCUUUGAGGAGACUCGGAUGCAGAACCGUCAAAAUAGUAGUGGCAGUGGUGGUGAUAGGUCUAGCAGUGGCAGGUUCAAAGGAGAGAGGAGAGAGGAGGGAGGAAAGGUGGAGAGAGAGGGGGAGGGGGGGCAGAGGAAGCAGCCGCAGGGGCAUCAGAAGGUGGUGAGGCGGGUGAGGAGGACAGCAGUCGCUGACAGGGUCGGAGUGGUGGGGCAGGUGCAGCGAUGGAUGCAUGGGCUGGGGCCUAUUGCCAAACAUGUGCUUGCCAUAGGAGGGGUGGCAUUGCUGGCAGCAGUGGCGCUUGUGCCCCACCGUCCCAGGCAGCAGAGAGAGGCACUGACGCCACUACAGGUGGCGGAGCGAAUGAGGAAUGGGAGCGCCAGGGAACUGGACGGAAAGAUCUGGAUCGUGAGGCCUGGAGACACCCUGUGCUCUCUCGUGCCUCGAGGUGACUUGUGCGAUCCAAACUCCGACUUCUUCAAGCUGAACCCCGAGGUGUGUGAUGUCAACAAGAUCUACUCGGGACAGUGCCUGCGCCUGCCGUAGAAGAAUCACAGCCGUCACUUGGGCUGCAUGGCUGCAUGGCUGUUGCAUGGCCACAUCCGCUGCAGGCUGCAUGGCUGCAUGGCUGCAUGGCUGGCUAGUUGGGACAACAGGAUACAUUCCGGGCAAUGCUUGUCGCUGCCGAAAUGCCUUACAGGUCACAUCGUCCCCGGCGCGCCCCCACACCCAUCACAUGUGCUCCAUGCCACACCCAUCACAUGUGCUCCAUGCCACACCCAUCACAUGUGCUCCAUGCCACACCCAUCACAUGUGCUCCAUGCCACACCCAUCACAUGUGCUCCAUGCCACACCAUGGUAUGAUGUCACCCCACAGCCACCAACUGAUUCCGGCAACCCACCUUCACACAGCUGUGAACGAUUCAACCUCCAGUGACACCGUCUCUUUCGUGACACGGUUCUAUAGUGACACGGUCUCUACAGUGACACCAACUCUAUAGUGGCACCAUCUCUAUAGUGACACUUUCUGCAGUCUUCAUGCCGCGCGCACCCUCACACUGUCUCGCACGGUGGGACUUUUCUUUCCGCACUGGGGAGGUGACAUUUGAGUCGACUCAAAAGGCACUGGGGUGGGGAGGUUUCAUUGGUGACCAAAGAGACGGCAUCAGCGAGGCACACUGGGUUGCAAUUAGGGCCAGUGAUUUGAGGCAUUUCACCCUGAUUACCCUUGCCAGCGGCCACUUUUUGGAGUAAACCCUGAUUUUGUAAGGGUAAAUAAGUGUUUUGAGGCUGAAUUUGCCCCUGGCACCCUUACAAAUCAGGGUGACAUCGUCAUGCUACCCUGAUUCCUAAGGGUGCCCCAAAACCAAUAUUGGCGGCACUGUGGAAUAGUUAUAUAAAACAGGCCUGGGAUUCCUCUAGGUUUUGCUUAGCCACCAGGUUGCUCUCAAACCCGCACUCUCAUGCGGAAGAGUCGUCUAGUGUU